AUGGCGGACCCCCUUAGUAUUAGUGCCUCGGUACUGGCUGUUAUUACAGCCGCCAUUCAGUCGACAAGCUCGCUUUGUGCAACAGUUGGGCGCUUCAAGGAACGCAACAAGACUCUUAAAAACCUACAACACGAGUUGGAAGAUCUUGCCAAGAUCCUUAGCUCACUAAAGCGGGCAGUCGAUACUGACGCUGCUAUAUUAUUGCUUCUCGAAGGCCCGGUUCAGCGAUGCAGCCAAGUAUGUAAUGAAUUCGAGCAGUCAAUGAGCGCUUUCAGUAGUAAAUCGAAGGUCGGUUUCCUAGACUGGGCCAAGAUGGAAUUUAGGAGAGGCAAUAUCACUGAGUUUGCGGAAACAAUCGGAGGGUAUAAAGCGACGAUAUCAAUUGGUCUUGGUGUUAUUACAAUGCAGACAUCCAAAGUCUCCCACAAAGUCCUCGAGGAAUACAAUGAGAUGGUCGAAGAUACUUCCUACAACCUGAAUAUCUACUUGCGGCGAAUCGACGAGAAGCUGGCGCGGCUACCUGACGAAGGCACCUAUACAUCGGCGGGAGAUGUAGAUCUGCAAAGCGAAAGAGACGUUACCAAGCAAUGUCUUCGCAUUUGCGAAGAUGCGAGAAUCUAUCUCGACUCAUGUACAAACAAAGAACAAUCUUUACUCCCAGAGUCGCCUCCAAAUGAUCUGACAGAGGACAUGGUACGGCAGCGCUUUGAGGCUCAGCAGAUCACUCGUCAGGCACUGGAGGACAGCCGGAACAGCAUUACACAGACAAUUAUACGCCUUCAGGAGAGACUAACAGGCCUUGUAGUCAAUGGAGACCCGGAAGAUAGUACCGAGAGAAAGCGAUUGCAAGAAGACCUCGCUAUGUCGAAACAGUGCUUAGAGGUGUGCCAGAUGGGCAACGAAAUUUCGAGUCAAAAGAUUUUCCGAGUUGGGGAGGUGGUUGCCGAUGGCGACAGCGACCAAGUAGUGGUGACUACUCUGGCGGAUCUAUUUGACGUCAAGAGAGCGCUCUCUACAGUAAAUUCGGCACAGUUGGUGGGAUCAAUGGAGGGAGAUAAGCUACAGCACUUGGUUACAGAGCGUUAUAGCAGUCGAUUCGGGACUGCAGCGGGUAACUCUGACAAUGGUAACGCCAGCAAUGCCGGCUCGAAAAGCUCUCAUGUUUAUUCGCCUCGAGGGAGGCCGAAUGAGCACGCUCCUGGGCUAAGUGCAAAGGCCUAUGUGCCGUCGUCUAACGAAACUAGGAAGCGGGUAAUGGGUGGCACAUUAGAGUAG
This is a messenger RNA of Aspergillus versicolor CBS 583.65, 1275 nucleotides long. RefSeq lists its product as uncharacterized. Bases 1 to 1275 code for a protein of 424 amino acids. NCBI's taxonomy places the organism in Eukaryota, Fungi, Ascomycota, Eurotiomycetes, Eurotiales, Aspergillaceae. The transcript has 2 exons. The record is from RefSeq and is a predicted model, not a curated record.